Aspergillus pseudonomiae is the source of this 474-nucleotide messenger RNA. RefSeq lists its product as uncharacterized. The record is from RefSeq and is a predicted model, not a curated record. Lineage: Eukaryota; Fungi; Ascomycota; Eurotiomycetes; Eurotiales; Aspergillaceae. The transcript has a single exon. The coding region runs from base 1 to 474 and encodes 157 amino acids.
AUGAGUGAAUACCACGACGUCUUCCUUAUCAGGUCCACCCUCGCCAUGCAAGAUCCUGAUCUCCCUGGACCAAGGUUUCAUACCGCCCUUUUCGUCAAGACAGGGCCGAACGGUAACGGUACUACUCACGAAGUCACAGGCGAUAUCACCUCAUCGGAUGGGAUGCACUAUACUCGAACUCUUAGUGAGGCCCCGGAGCUUUCCCCGGAGUUCCACACAAGUCAGAAGCUGGGUGUUACGCAAGCCUGCAAACAUCCCGGCGAAUGGCAACGGGUUUUAGGCGGUUUACCAACGCCACCCCAGCAGAAAGCAUUCAAUGUGAAGACAAUGAAGACAGAACCAUUUAAGACAAGAAAUCCGUUGGUUUUCUACGAGCCUGGGGAGCCCAGACGGUCUUUGAUGAAGUGCACUGAGUGGACGAUGGAGAGAGCAAUUCCUGCUCUUAAGGCCAGUGGGCUUAUCAUUGAGGGAUAG